AUGAGCGCUUGUAGGUGCAUCCUCACCUGCCCGACACUGACUCCAGACCCCGGCUACUAUCCCGUCCCUGCCCCGCAGUACAGGUCUGUCCUGUCGCCCGUGUUCCGCGGUAUCACCAUCGCGGCCGGCGUCAUUUGUGCCGGAUUGGCCUUGGGCUGGGGCUUGUUCGGUGUCAUCACAGAGAUCAUGUGGGACGUCGUGUACGGUGGCGAUAUGUACAAGAGCGCGUCCAACAUCCUCAGCAUCGUCUCAAGCUACAUCAUUUCCCUCGUGAUUAUACUGGUGAUCGCUCCUAUCGCUAUCACCGCGGCCGUGUUUGCCGGUCGGCGCAAGCCUAGCAAGCGCUGGAUGUGGAAGGCGACCUUGACGUUCACAAUCUUGAUCCCGAUCAUUAUCUUCUUCUUCCGAGGACUCACCUGGGGCUUAGCGUGUCGGGCGUAUGGUUGCCCAGGCAAUAUGGUGGGGAGGUCGAUGGGCAUCGCAGCCGGACAGUCGAUCGUGUGGAUCCUCUUCGGCGCCUUCUUCACCGUCUUCUUCAAGAAGAACCUGCCCGACACAUCCGCGCCCAUCGGCGCUCCAAUGCCCCAGCAGCCUCUCAUGGCCGCCCAAUACGCGUACGGUGUCCAGCCACAGGCGUACCCUGUCGCGUACCCGGGAUACGCGCCCCAACCUUACCCCGCCACCGCGGUCGCUACCCCGCAGGCAUACCCAUACCCGACCCCGAUCGGCCGCGGAGUCGAUGAGGACAAGGACAAUGGCAAGGAAACGCCGCAGACAGAGUACCCCACUGUCCCGUACGCGACAGGUGGACGAUAG
Messenger RNA from Vanrija pseudolonga, 816 nucleotides. RefSeq lists its product as uncharacterized. Bases 1 to 816 code for a protein of 271 amino acids. Lineage: Eukaryota; Fungi; Basidiomycota; Tremellomycetes; Trichosporonales; Trichosporonaceae. The transcript is spliced from 6 exons. The record is from RefSeq and is a predicted model, not a curated record.